AUGAAUGAGACGGACCCUAAGAGCAUCAUCAAGAGCAUCUGUGACCUCAUGACCGAGCACUGGCUGCAGGGCGUGGUGUUCGGGGACGACACCGACCAGGAGGCCAUCGCCCAGAUCCUGGACUUCAUCUCCGCCCAGACCCACAUCCCCAUCCUCGGAGUCCGGGGGGGCUCGUCCAUGAUCAUGGCUGCCAAGGACGACAACUCCAUGUUCUUUCAGUUCGGCCCCUCCAUCGAGCAGCAGGCUUCGGUCAUCCUCAACAUCAUGGAGGAAUACGACUGGUACAUCUUCUCCAUCGUCACCACCUACUACCCGGGUUACCAGGACUUCGUCACCAAGAUCCGUAGCACCGUGGAGAACAGCUUCGUGGGCUGGGAGCUGGAGGAAGUGAUCUUACUCGACAUGACCGUGGACGACGGAGAUUCCAAGAUCCAGAACCAGCUGAAGAAGCUGCAGAGCCCGGUCAUUCUUCUCUACUGCACAAAGGAAGAGGCCAACACCAUCUUCGAGGUGUCCCACUCUGUCGGGAUCACCGGCUACGGCUACACCUGGAUCUCACCCUCUCUGGUCGCUGGAGACACUAUCUCCGUGCCGUCGGAGUUCCCCAUAGGUCUGCUCUCCGUGUCCUACGACGAGUGGGACUACGGCCUCGAGGCCCGUGUCCGCGACGGCGUGGCGAUCAUCACCAUGGCGACCUCCACCAUGAUGAUGGACCGCGGACCCCACACCCUGCUGAAGUCCGAGUGCCACGGAACCCCUGAAAAGAAGACCCCCAUCUCAGGCAACCCCAACGAAGUGCUCAGGUACCUGAUGAAUGUGACGUUCGAGGGACGUAACCUGUCGUUCAGCGAGGACGGAUACCAGAUGCACCCCAAGCUGGUCAUCAUCCUGCUCAACAAGGACAGACAGUGGGACCGGGUGGGUAAAUGGGAGAACGGCUCCCUGUCCAUGAAGUACCAUGUGUGGCCUCGCUAUGAACUGUAUGGGGGGGCAGCGACCAGGGAGGAUGACCACCUGUCCAUCGUGACCUUGGAGGAGGCUCCGUUCGUCAUCGUGGAAGACGUGGAUCCGCUGAGCGGGACCUGCAUGAGGAACACUGUGCCCUGCCGGAAACAGAUCAAGACACUUAAUCAGACGAAGGACUCGGGGAUCUACAUCAAGCGCUGCUGUAAAGGUUUCUGCAUCGACAUCUUGAAGAAGAUCGCCAAGACGGUGAAGUUCACCUACGACCUUUACCUGGUCACCAACGGCAAACAUGGCAAGAAGAUCAAUGGGACGUGGAACGGCAUGGUGGGGGAGGUGGUGCUAAAGAACGCGCAUAUGGCCGUGGGCUCCUUGACCAUCAACGAGGAGAGGUCAGAGGUCAUCGACUUCUCAGUCCCCUUCAUCGAGACGGGCAUCAGCGUGAUGGUCUCCCGUAGCAACGGCACUGUUUCGCCCUCGGCCUUCUUAGAGCCCUUCAGUGCGGAUGUGUGGGUGAUGAUGUUUGUGAUGCUGUUGCUGGUGUCAGCAAUGGCUGUGUUUAUAUUCGAGUACUUCAGCCCUGUGGGCUACAACCGCUGUCUGGCUGACGGCAGAGAGCCUCACGGUCCAUCCUUCACCAUCGGUAAGGCCAUCUGGCUGCUGUGGGGUCUGGUCUUCAACAACUCUGUGCCUGUGCAGAACCCCAAAGGCACCACCAGUAAGAUCAUGGUGUCGGUGUGGGCCUUCUUCGCUGUCAUCUUCCUGGCCUCCUACACUGCCAACCUGGCCGCCUUCAUGAUCCAGGAGGAGUACGUGGACCAGGUGACCGGUCUGUCGGACAAAAAGUUCCAGAGCCCGAACGACUUCUCGCCCCCCUUCCGGUUCGGCACCGUCCCGAACGGGAGCACGGAGAGGAACAUCAGGAACAACUAUCCCGAGAUGCACGGCUACAUGACCAAGUUCCACCAGAAGAACGUGAACGAGGCUCUGGGCAGUCUGAAGGCUGGCAAACUAGACGCUUUCAUUUAUGACGCGGCCGUGCUCAACUACAUGGCCGGCAGGGACGAGGGCUGCAAGCUGGUGACCAUCGGCAGCGGCUACAUCUUCGCCACCACGGGCUACGGCAUCGCCAUCCAGAAGGAGUCGCUGUGGAAGAGACACGUGGACCUGGCCAUCCUGGGGCUUUUUGGAGACGGUGAGAUGGAGGAGCUGGAGUCCCUUUGGCUGACGGGGAUCUGCCACCACGAGAAGAACGAGGUGAUGUCCAGCCAGCUGGACGUGGACAACAUGGCGGGCGUCUUCUACAUGCUCGGUGCCGCCAUGGCUCUGUCGCUCAUCACCUUCAUCUGCGAGCACUGGUUCUACUGGCAGCUUCGCUUCUGCUUCAUGGGCGUGUGCACCGGCCAGCCCGGCUUCGUCUUCAGCAUUAGCAGGGGCAUCUGGAGCUGCAUCCACGGCGUGCAGAUCGAGGAGAAGAGCAGCUCGGCCCUGAACUCGCCGUCCGCCACCAUGAACAACACCCAUUCCAACAUCAUGCGCCUCUUACGCACCGCCAAGAACAUGGCCUCCUUGUCGGGGGUGAACGGCUCGCCGCACAGCGCCCUGGACUUCAUCCGGCGAGAAUCUUCUGUCUACGACAUCUCUGAGCACCGGCGCAGCUUGGCCGGCCACUCGGACUGCAAGCCUCCUUACAUGCCGGACGACAACAUGUUCAGUGACUACAUCAGUGAGGUGGAGAGGACGUUUGGAAACCUCCACCUGAAGGACAGCAACCUGUACCAGGACCACUACCUGCACCACCAUGGCUCCACGCUGGGCCUCAGCGGACCUCCGCCCAACAGGCCUCAGAGUUUGGGCAGUGCGAGUUCACUGGAGGGCGGCAUGUUCGACUGCGACAGCCUGGGCGGGGGGGUGGCUCCUAUUUUCAGCACCCAGCCCUGUUCCGCACUGACUCACAGGAACAUGAGCAAGUUUGACCUCCUGUCUGGACAGACUCCGCCCUCAGGCCAGAGCUUCAAGGGAGGCCAGCCAGACGUGUAUGGUAAGUUCUCUUUUAAAGGAGGAGCCUCAAGUUCCACCUUCAUCCCCGGGCACGGCUACUGUCCCGGAAGAGGAGAGGAAGAUGGGAAUAUACGCUCGGAUGUCUCGGACAUUUCCACGCACACCGUAACGUACGGGAACCUGGAGGGCAACGCCAAGAAGCGCAAAAAGUAUCGCGAUAGCCUGAAAAAGAGGCCGGCCUCUGCGAAGUCCAGACGGGAGCUGGACGAGAUCGAGCUGGGCUACCGGAGGAAACCGUACCACAUCAGCCACCACCACUACCACGGCCACCGCUCGGCCUCACCGCCUCUUCUGCCCCCUGAACGCAAAAGAGGAGGCAGUGGAAACAAUGAUGGGAACUAUCACGUCUUCAGAGAGAAGGAGAGCGUGAGGGAUUUCUAUUUGGACCAGUUUCGGCCCAAAGAAGGCGUCCCUCAGUGGGAGCACGUGGACCUGACCGAGGGCCCGGGGAGCAGAGAUGGAGCGGGGGGGCCCUGCACCACGCUGGUCCCGGUGGACGACUUCCUGAAGAGCAAACCCAAAAAGGUUGAUUCUAAGGGUGGGGGAGGAUCUGGAUUGGCCGGGGGAGAGUGGGAGUGCAGGAACUGUCGGGCCAGCGGGGUAGGAGGGGGCAAGCAGAUGUCCAUGCACGGAGGAGGAGGGGGGGGCGGCGGGUACGGUGGUGGCAUAAGCUGCGGGUCCUCGGGAGGCGGCGGGAACAGCCGCCCCAGCUCGGCGACCUGCAUGCGCUGCGAGGGCUGUAAAAAGACAGGAAACCUCUAUGACAUCAGCGAGGACAACAACCACCUCUUGGAACAGAUGGGGGUGGGUGGGGGGGGAGGGAUGGUUGCCGGCCCUCAGUCUCAAGCUCAGGCGCAGCAGAGGAGGAAGAGCGGAGGGUUCGGCAAGCCGCUCCGGCGGCAGCACUCGUACGAUGCGUUUGUCGACCUUCAGAAGGAGGAGUCGGGUGGGAUGGGCAGUCUGAUGGGUCUGGGAGGAGGUGGAGGGAUGGGGGGGGCAGGCAUGGGAGGGAUGCUGCCUCCACCCAGGAGCGUCAGCCUGAAGGAGAAGGAACGCUACAUGGAGGGCACUAGCCCCUUCGCACACAUAUUCGAGCGUCACGGCGGCUCGGAGAGAGAGAGGGAGCGAGACCGGGACCCGCUGUUCUACGGAGGCGAGAGUCGGAAGGGAAGCAGCUCGCCGUUCGGUUUGUUCCGAGGCGGCGACGGCCUCCACCGCCGCUCCAUCGGAGAGAGAGACACGAGAGACAGGGACAGGUCUCUGAUGGAAGGAGGGGGCGGAGGAGGGUUCUCUCUAUCCAAAUCUCUUUACCCCGACCGGGUAAACCAAAACCCCUUUAUACCCACGUUCGGGGACGACCAGUGUCUGAUGCACGGAGCCAAACAGUAUUACAUGAAGAAGCAACAGCACACGACGUCAUACCUGCCGGCGUCUGCCACGGCCGGGGUGGUCUCCAACGUGGCCCCCCGGUUCCCUAAAGAGCUCAGCCUGGGUGGGAUGAACCACCACGGCUCCAUGCUGGGGGUCGGCCCGCCGCGUCAAUUCAACGGAAGCAAUGGCCAUGUGUACGAGAAACUCUCCAGCAUUGAGUCUGACGUGUGA
This is a messenger RNA of Limanda limanda (common dab), 4626 nucleotides long. RefSeq names its product glutamate receptor, ionotropic, N-methyl D-aspartate 2B, genome duplicate a (gene grin2ba). The transcript is spliced from 15 exons. Gene Ontology annotation, cellular component: postsynaptic membrane; plasma membrane; NMDA selective glutamate receptor complex. The coding region runs from base 1 to 4626 and encodes 1541 amino acids. The record is from RefSeq and is a predicted model, not a curated record. Gene Ontology annotation, biological process: monoatomic ion transport; long-term synaptic potentiation; excitatory postsynaptic potential. NCBI's taxonomy places the organism in Eukaryota, Metazoa, Chordata, Actinopteri, Pleuronectiformes, Pleuronectidae. Gene Ontology annotation, molecular function: transmitter-gated monoatomic ion channel activity involved in regulation of postsynaptic membrane potential; NMDA glutamate receptor activity.